AUGGCUUUGAGUCUUUUGGUUGUUUCAAUAUCAUUCUACUUGAAGGAAUAUAUAUCACCAGAUUCUGAUUUAUAUGCGACAUUGAGCCUCGUAUCGGUGGCUGGAGUUGUGGUCAUGGUUAUUGCAUUCUCUCUGGGAUUAGGAGCAAUGCCAUGGAUUAUAAUGUCUGAGAUUCUUCCGAUUAACAUCAAAGGCCUAGCUGGAAGUUUUGCAACACUUGCCAAUUGGUUCUUUUCCUGGUUGGUUACAUUAACAGCAAAUUUGCUCUUGGAUUGGAGUUCGGGAGGAACCUUCACAAUAUAUACUGCAGUGUGUGUUUUCACAGCAGGAUUUGUUGCCAUUUGGGUCCCCGAGACAAAGGGAAAAACUCUUGAAGAAAUACAACAGUUUUUCAGAUGAAGUUUCCUUUCGAGUAGCACUUCAGCUAGUGUUCACUCAUGUAUUCACAUUCAUAUUUUUUUUUCUGAAUCAACUCAAUUCAUUUUUGUGCUCUUUGGUCUUGUUAAAUAUGAAAAAUACCAAAACAGUGUGAUUUUCUAAUCUAGCAGCAUACUUGCAUUUUUGUUGUAAUUGAUUGAUUAUAAACAAAUAAAUGAAA
This is a messenger RNA of Lathyrus oleraceus (garden pea), 598 nucleotides long. RefSeq names its product sugar transporter ERD6-like 6. NCBI's taxonomy places the organism in Eukaryota, Viridiplantae, Streptophyta, Magnoliopsida, Fabales, Fabaceae. The record is from RefSeq and is a predicted model, not a curated record. The coding region runs from base 1 to 399 and encodes 132 amino acids. The transcript has 5 exons. Gene Ontology annotation, cellular component: plant-type vacuole; membrane. Gene Ontology annotation, biological process: transmembrane transport. Gene Ontology annotation, molecular function: transmembrane transporter activity.